Molecule: messenger RNA, 2469 nt
Organism: Kwoniella shivajii
Lineage: Eukaryota; Fungi; Basidiomycota; Tremellomycetes; Tremellales; Cryptococcaceae
Exons: 3
Coding region: 1-2469 (822 amino acids)
Source: RefSeq, a predicted model, not a curated record
AUGGUCGCUACCAAAUCCCCGCCGACAAAAUCCCCAAUAUCAAAUAAGAUGAGAUCACCCAAAUCACCUCGAUCACCACGUUCCGGCGUUUUAAUCAAUGAGUCAUUCACACCUUUAUCAUCAAUAUUGACCCAAGAACCAAUAUCGAUCGAUGCCAAAUCCCCAGAUCAUCAUGAUAAGUCACCGCCUUCACCACGCUCACCACCUAAAGCAUUAGCUUUGAGAAGAGUUUUAUCAGGUGGAUCAACAACGAGUACUAUAAAUACACCUAAAAAUGGAACUAUCUCAAUACCUCUUUCACCCAGUUCAGGCGGUAUGAGGACUCCCAAAGCAAGGAAAGAAUCCUUGUCACAUGAUGUAGAAGCAACACGCAUCGGAGUGGGAGCUGGAGCUGGAGUCGGAACAGGAAUGGAUAUUGAUACUUCAGAAAAUGCAUUGGGGCAUGGAAAUCAUUCUAGAAAUGGAGUCGGUAGAGAAGGUCAUCAAUUAGCUACUCAUUUAGACGGAUUACAAGUCAAUUCACCCAUCAAUGGCAAUUCAAGUGGUCUACCCCAGUCAGCCUUAGGUAUCACCCAACUACAAGGUAACCCGUCACAGUUAAAUGCACAGAACCUCCCACCUCCACCCCAUCCACAACCGCAACCACAACAAAUACAUAAUCCUUCUUCCAAUCCAAAUCGCAACUCAUCAAAUGGUGUCGGAAACGGUACGACACAUGAUAGAUCGUAUUCCACUUCGACAGAAGGUUCCACCUCUUCCAUACAUCUGAUACCUUCACAUCUUGGAUCGAGUUAUGGUCCCGAAGGAUUUCCUGUAUAUUCAAAAUCACCAGAAAGUAGUCCAAAUCUGUUUGGAUCGCAACAAAGUAACGGAAAUGGAUACCAUUCAACCUACAAUGCCGGAUUCGGUGGUGCCAAUGCAAAUGGUACAGGUAUAGAUCCAGUUCUUGCCGCGCAACAAGCUGAGAUAUUGGCCAAAGCUGACGAUGCGGUAAGAGCUUUGAAUGGUACAGCACAAUUGUAUCAAGGUAAUUUCAACAAUUCCGCUGUACCCACUUUCGAACCUUAUACAUUACAAUCUAGAAAUUACGCCAACUUCGUCACUCCUCAACAGCCCAAUGUCGUUAGACAAAGUUCAACAAGUAGCUCGACAACAGAUGCAGCUUCAACGUCUUCUGAGGAAAGUGAUUGGUGCAUACCUACUAUAGAAUGGGUACAUACGAAUCCUCCAGGUCAUUUGAAUUCACCUGGUGGAACUUUCGCUCAGAGAGAAAGAGACAGAGCUAGCUCUAGAAUGCCUCCUCCCUCCACAACGAACAGACCCACAUCACCUCGUACAACAGAUUCAACGCCACAACAUCCUCCACCAUUGCAUCAUCAACAAAGUUUACCUGUUGGUGCAUCAGCGGCAACGCCAUCUGGACUACGUCAAUCUUCGGCUCUUCCUAUAGGUGUUCCACCUGAUGUGGCUGCAGAAGAUGAUGAUGAUGAAGCGACUGUUGGCCAUAAUAGAGAAAGAUCACCUUCAACUUCAUCACAAUCUGCUCAAAGUGGUUUAGAUCUAUUAUGGCGUGCAGCUCAAGGCAUACCGAAACCACAUGUGAACGUGUAUGAUCCAGCAUUCGAACACAAAGGCAAAAGAAAAGCAGGGGCUGAAGCAGUGGACAAAUGGAGAUCAAGUGGUAUUCCAACAGGUGUAUCUGCUGUUCCAAUCACGAUUGACAAGAAUGGCGAAUCCAAAGUCAAAUCUGAGAGUGAUGGACCGGCCAGGAAGAGAAGAAGGAGUGAAUUAGCUCUGGAACCCAUUGACGCGUCAGGAGAAAGAGAUGGUUCGAUGAAAAGGGAAAUAUCGGAAGAAGCGGUUGAAGAAGAACAAAGUGAAUAUCGAAGUCCAUCAUUAUCUUCUGAACCUAUAACGGAAGAUGACCAAUCAGAAUAUGGUAAUGGUUACAACAAUUCUACUACAAAGAGAGGCAGACCAUCGAAUAGAGGUAAUAGAGCAAUAGCGACGAACAAAAGGGCAUCAAAUGCUCCUAAUGCUAUAAGAGGGGGCAAGCCAGGUUCGAAUAUAAACCCGGCAAACGCACCGGGUGGAGUGACGAAAGGUGGAACAAUCAAGAAAGUCAGAAAGGUUGGCGAUUCUCCUCCCGGUGGCAAUAGAGGUGGUAGACGGUCAAGUGCUGGAGCAGCUGCAUUUGCUGGCGGUGUUCAAUGUGAUUACGUCAAUCCAUUACCUCCAUACAACCGAUGUACAGAUGUAUUCACUAGGAAAUAUGAUUUACCAAGACACAUGGCAAGACAUGCUCGACGAGAAGGUGAACUAGUCAUAGAUGGUAAAUUAUCAGAAGAAAAAGCUGUCCUAUGGAGAACGAUCAAGGAUAAGCCAAAAGUGACUUGUAAUGAUUGUGGUGAAAACUUUACUCGGAUGGACGCACUUAAAAGACAUCAAGCUAAGCAGCAUCACGGUUGA